AGGAAGUGUGGCUCGUGUCACCACGGUCCAUGGAGCUGCCGAUGCCCGUGUACAAAGCGUCAACCGAUAUUACCUUGAUAGCUUACUUGACCAAAUAAAAGUAUUUUAAAUAGUUUGUUCAGGACGUGAUUUGUUGGUGCACACCCUUGAUGGGGUCGAAUCAAAGUGCCCGAAAACUUACUAUUUCUAAUGAGGAGGAAGUCCGUGUCAUCAAAGUAUCGAAAGCGGUUGUGCAGCGGCUGCAAGGAGCCGAGGAUGAAAAUGGAGAAAAAAAAACCACCAAGAGUGCCGAGCCCCCAUAUGCAAUGCCAUUGCCUCAUCUAGUUUCACAAAGGGUACCUGUUGUUCCGGAUGGCUCAGCAAAUGCAGUGCCGGUAUAUUAUUAUCCUGAAUAUACCGUAUCAGCCCUUGAAAUUCAGCAGCAAAAAGAGGAAGAACUCAAGAAUCAAGAGCAUUACUGGCAAAGACGCCUUGAGAACAUGGAACGAACUCACAAAAAUAUCAAUAACAUCGUAGAGGCAGAGUAUAAGAAAGCCAUCAACGAGUUUACCAAUGGUGGUAAAGUUCCAAUUCCUAGUACAAGAUCACCCUGCGACAAACAUAAUAGCAAGGUGUUAAAAUGCUACCAGAAUAAUCCAAAAGAGGUGCUACAGUGCUCUGCUUUGGUAGAAGAAUUCUCAAACUGUGUGGAUCAACACCGCGCAAACAUGAUCGCCGCACGGUGCUGAGUUAUCACCGCCCAAUUCAUCAAUUGUUGCACCCCGUUUAUGUAGACAUUUAGUUUUCAAAAUAUUAUGCAGCAAUUCGUAGUAGAAAUAAAAUCUUUAUUGUUAUAAGCGCA
Molecule: messenger RNA, 841 nt
Organism: Athalia rosae (coleseed sawfly)
Lineage: Eukaryota; Metazoa; Arthropoda; Insecta; Hymenoptera; Athaliidae
Gene: Chchd3
Product: MICOS complex subunit MIC19
Exons: 3
Coding region: 150-728 (192 amino acids)
Biological process (GO): inner mitochondrial membrane organization
Cellular component (GO): MICOS complex
Source: RefSeq, a predicted model, not a curated record